Cherax quadricarinatus is the source of this 845-nucleotide messenger RNA. NCBI's taxonomy places the organism in Eukaryota, Metazoa, Arthropoda, Malacostraca, Decapoda, Parastacidae. The record is from RefSeq and is a predicted model, not a curated record.
UCUUUGCCUCGAUUCAAGCCAAGAUGAUCCUCUGAACAUAUUUACUUGGAAUUCCUCCUUUUUUUUCUGCAGCAUUGCAAGCUUCUGAUGAUGUGUUGAGUGCAACACGAAAGGCCUAGAGCUAUCAUUCACUUCUCCCCUCCCUGUGGUUGUUCUGUAUUUUGUAUCACUUGUUCGCGAUUAUUGCAUAAUGGGCAACAUAUUUCCCCACCCCGUGACUGCCUGUAGUCAGUGUCAGGAUCUUCAUCAUCCCCAACAAGACGCUGUACUCACCUAAUUAUACUUCUUGUGUCAUGGCUACGAAACGUUUAGCUGAAGAGCUUGGUUUGGUACAAAAGAGGCAAGUAAAGAGAAUGUCACAGUCUACAAGUAAAGUAAACCAAAAAUUUGAGUACUUGAUUGUGUUAGACUUUGAAUCAACAUGCUGGGAUACUUGGCCUCCAGCUGGACAAAAUGAGAUCAUUGAAUUUCCAGCUGUGCUUCUUGACCUCUCAUCUGGAAAUACUCUUUCUGAGUUUCAUGAAUACGUAAAGCCUACAGAACAAUCAAUACUCUCUUCAUUUUGCAAAAAUCUCACAGGGAUAACUCAGGAACAAGUUGAUGCUGGAAUUCCACUGGGAGCUUGUCUGUGUUUGUUUUCGACAUGGAUUCAGAAGUUGUGUGAGCAGUACCAGAUGUCUUUUAACAUCAGUGUCCCUGGGAAACAUGUCACGUUUGCUACUUGGUCUGGUACGAUUAUGACAGUGACGAUGCAUAGUAGUAGUAGUGGUGUGUUAAUAAGAAGUACUAAAUCCAUAAUGGUCACACAUCACCUGGGGAAUGGUAGGUAAUCAGGCUUGACCCAA